Papaver somniferum (opium poppy) is the source of this 3087-nucleotide messenger RNA. RefSeq lists its product as uncharacterized. Bases 1 to 3087 code for a protein of 1028 amino acids. The transcript is spliced from 5 exons. The record is from RefSeq and is a predicted model, not a curated record. NCBI's taxonomy places the organism in Eukaryota, Viridiplantae, Streptophyta, Magnoliopsida, Ranunculales, Papaveraceae.
AUGCGUGUUCUCUAUUGGAACAUUAAUGGCAUUGCACGGGAUGCAGCCAAAAAUAAGUUAAGAGAGUUAAUUCUUGAUUUUAAGCCAGAUAUUUUCUGUCUAGCUGAACCUAAGGUGCAUUGUACCUUGCGUUUCUUACACAAAUUAUAUGUGGCUGGUUAUAAGAAGGAAGUUAUUCAUAAUGUUGUUGAUUCGUCUAAAGGUAACAUAUGGAUUUUUUGGUCCAUUGACAUAGCUACGCCUGUAGUUAUGAAUACUAGUAGACAAGCUAUUACCAUUGCAACAGAGGGGGUGUUGGUUUCCUUUGUUCAUGCUAGCUGUUUUCAAGUCACGAGAAGAAGUUUGUGGCAACAACUUUCCUCAGUUGAUAUUAAUACUCCUUGGCAAUAUGGUGUUCAUAGAAUCCUUUGUAAGCUGGAUAGAGCUUUGAUUAAUGAGGCAUGGCUCAUUAAGUAUGAGAAUUGGAGGUGUAAAGCUCUUCCCCGUGAAGUUUCCGACCAUUAUACUCUUAUUGGCUUUCCUUUUGUUACUACUAGACCGAAGAGAGCUCCUUUUAGAGUUCAGAAGAUGUGGUUUGCUCAUUCUGAUUUCAUGAGAAUGGUAAGUGAUUGUUGGAAUGCACCGGUUACAGGAUCUCCUGCUUCUAUUUUUCCUUUCAAGCUCAAGAGGUUAAAAGUUGCUAUGAAGGAUUGGAAUUUACAUGUAUUUGGCAAUAUUUUUGCUAAGCUAAAACAAGCUGAAUUGACUAUGGAAGUGGCUCUUCGUAUUUCGGAUGAGGAUCCAGAGGAUAUAACUAAGCUGAAUUCUGCCAAGGAGGCUUCAGUUAUUCUUCAGGAAAUUCGUUCUCAUCAUGUUACUAUGCUAAAGCAAAAGUCACGUAAUAAAUGGCUUUUGGAGGGAGCUAGUAAUACUUCUUUCUUUCAUGCUAAUAUCAGAAUGCGCAGGAGUAGUAAUAUGAUUUCGGAGUUGGUGGAUGACAAUGGGGCCGUUAUUACUGAUUGUAAUCAAAUUAGAGACUAUACGAUUUCUUUUUUUGAGUCAAAGUUUAAUGGUGAUGAGUUGCCUAUUGAUGAGGAGCUUUUUAAUUAUGAUCAUAACAUCAUCUCGGUGGAGGAUAGUCAGAGAAUGGAUGAAAUUCCUACUAUGGAGGAGAUUAAGAAUGCUGUUUUUGAUUUGGGUGCGGAUAGUGCGCCAGGGCCAGAUGGUUUCUCUGGUUGUUUUUAUAGGCAUUGUUGGGACGUGGUGCAAUAUGACCUUGUCAGAGCUAUCACGUACUGUUGGCAACGGCAAAUCAUUCCUCAUGGUGCUAAUUCUAGUCUUAUUAUUCUUCUUGCCAAGGUUAGAGGAGCCAACACUCUUCGAAACUUUCGGCCUAUUGGUCUUAAUGUUCUUAGUAGAAAUCUUACAAAGUUGUUUGCUGAGAAGAUGAUGACGCCUAUGCUUUCCAAAAGAGGCAAUAUGAAGAGUCUGCAUAAUCUUCUUGCUUUGCUUGGUAAAUACCAAAGUGCCUCGGGCCAAACUGUCUGUCGUCAAAAGAGUAAGAUUUAUUAUGGGGGUGGUUCUUUGAGUCGCUGUGGGACUAUCACUAAUUUACUGGGUAUGGAAGUUACUACUUUUCCGGACAGGUAUUUGGGAGUUCAAAUUAUGCCUGGAGCAGUUAAGUAUCGUCACAUUUGUAAUGUGAUAGAGAAAAUUAAGAACCAACUUUCAGUUUGGAAAGGUAAGUUACUUUCUUUUCAAGAUAGAGUUGUUCUUAUCAAUUCAGUGAUAGCGAGUUAUGCUAUUCACAACAUGGCGGUGUACAAAUGGCCUAGGAAAUUUGUUCAACAGGCUGAAAGAGUUAUUCGUAAUUUUCUUUGGUCGGGUGAUGCUGAUGUUGCAAGGAAAUUUGUUGUUGGAUAUCCAAAGGUUUGCUGUCCGUUGAAGGAAGGGGGUCUUGGUAUAACCAGCAUGGUUGUUACUAAUAAGGCUCUUCUUAUGAAGCUAUGGUGGAGUAUUCGUUCUUCUAACAAGAAAUGGGCUCGUUUCUUAUGGGCGAAAUUUACUACUAAGCAGGGUAGUAUAAAGCUUUAUGGGGUAAAUUCUUCUAUUUUGCCGGGCAUGAAACUGAUUCAUUCUAUUGUUGACAAGAAUACCAAGGUUCUAAUUGGGGACGGGAGGUCUACAUCUCUUUAUUUUGAUGUUUGGUAUGGUAAUGAGUGUAUUGCUGAUAUGCUUAAUGAAACUGACUUGGACAGAAAUGUCAAGGUCAGUGAUAUUAUUGUUAAUAAUGCUUGGAUGCUGCAGGGAGAUCAUAUUCAGAAUUUGGUCCGUGCGGGUGUGGAUCUUACAAAUUUGCCUUUGAUACAAGGAGGGAAUGAUUGUAGAGUUUGGAUGCCGGAGAUGAAUGGCCACUUUUCAGUCUCUUCAGCAAAGAAUAUCAUUAGAAAGGCGUAUCCAAAAUCAGCAAUUUAUGGUCUUUUGUGGAGGAAAGAAGUUCAUCCCAAAUUGGCUGCUCAGAAUUGGAAGAUAUGUCGUGAGGUUUGUGCAACUCAAGACAAGAUCAGGAGUAGAUUCAAAGUUGAAAUGGCCAACAAAUGUUACUUGUGCAACAUGGAGGAAGAAUCUUUGGAGCAUAUUAUUUGGAGUUGUACGUUUGCAACUCAAAUUUGGCAGUGGUGUUCAGGUUUGUUUAAUCUAACACCUUAUUAUGAUAUUGUGAAUUCAUAUAAAUCAGCAAAGGGUAGAAGUAGAAUUGUCAAAGAUUUAUGGCUUUUAGCUAUUUUGGUGAUUCGCUCGGAAUUAUGGCAAACAAGAAAUAUGGCAUGUUUUCAGAAUUCUUCUGUUAGCAUUCAUUUUUUUAAGAAGAGAGUGUUCUAUUUGAUUAAUGAAUACGCUGGUCGUUUGAAGGGUUUCAUGCAUAAUACUACAACGGACUUGGAUCUUUUGAACUUUUUCCGUGUGAUGCAUAGGAAGGUUAAGCAGGUUCAGCCAAUUGAGUGCUUUUGGAGUCCGCCAAAUAGGGAUGAAAUUUUAUUAUGUUGUGAUGGAGCAGCCAAAGGAAAUCCGGGUAUAGCUGGAGCUGGUGUUGUUGUUCUGGAAUGUUAA